AUGGCGGGGUCGCCACAGCGGCAUCGCCUCGCCGUCCUCCUCGCCGGGCUCGCGCUCCGCGUGUUCUCUCCGACGGCCGCGGCUGCUACGGGUCUCCACCCCUCGCAAGCGGCGGUGCUGGCGGAGUGUCAGGGGCAGUGGCGGUCGCAGCUGCGCGGAUGGAGCAAGGGGGGGGACUGCGCGCAGGUGGAGGGCGUGCGCUGCAAUGCGGCUGGCUUCAUCGUCUCCCUGAAUGUGACUGGGCGGAACUUAACAGGCCCCAUUCCUCAUUCCCUGUGGAACCUCACAACCCUGACACAACUGGAUCUGACUAACAAUUGGCUGUCAGGCUCCAUCCCAGCAGCCAUUGCUGGCAUUGCUGCACUCAGGAUUCUGUCAGCAGCCCUUAUCCCCCCCCAUGCUAUGUCAGGUUUUCUUCCAUUCCGCAUUCGCUGUGCUGUGCCACUAUGCCAUGAUGUGCAAUGUCAAGGGAUCAUGGGUAUCGUAUUCUUCUCUACCCUUCUGUUUAGCUCAUUCGCACUUACUUUCAUAGACGUUUUUCUGUGUGAUUUUGGGGAACAGAGUGCAAAAGGCAAGCCUGGGUCCUAA
Molecule: messenger RNA, 588 nt
Organism: Closterium sp. NIES-65
Lineage: Eukaryota; Viridiplantae; Streptophyta; Zygnematophyceae; Desmidiales; Closteriaceae
Source: the annotation of a GenBank genome assembly